GAUUUUGGUCUCGCCAAAGAGUAUAUUGACUUAGAUACGAAUAAACACAUACCAUAUCGAGAGCAUAAGUCGCUGACGGGCACGGCGCGGUACAUGUCGAUCAACACCCACAUGGGCAAGGAGCAGUCCCGGCGCGACGAUCUGGAGGCGCUCGGGCACAUGUUUAUGUAUUUCUUAAGAGGUUCACUGCCAUGGCAAGGUCUGAAAGCCGACACACUCAAAGAGCGAUACCAAAAAAUUGGUGACACGAAGCGGGCGACACCGAUCGAAGUACUAUGCGAAGGACACCCGGAGGAAUUUGCGCACUACCUGCGCUACGUGCGGCGGCUAGACUUUUUUGAAACACCUGAUUACGAUCACUUACGGAGAUUAUUUCUAGAUUUAUUCUAUUUUAAGGGUUACGUAGACGACGGUGAAUUCGAUUGGACCGGAAAGACGAUGCCGGCCAAUUUUCAAACCAUGCGUCAACUGCGAAAUGCUCCACCCUCCCAUAUCGUGAAAACCAAAUCGGCAAAGUCAACGCCCGUUGGAUCGCUCCAGACUGGUCACGAGGUAGUCGUAUCACCAAACAGAGAAAGACACACACCUGUAAAUAAGGAAGGAGACCUUUUCAGUUACUACGACGAAGAGCUGGACGAUGCAACGUUGCAGAUCUUUGACCAACAGCAGCAGACGAAUUCGAAGGGAGGUGUCGCCGCUUGGCCGGAUGUGCCCAAACAGACGGGAACGCUGGGCAACUUGACGCCGGCCGACCGACAUGGUUCAGUUCAGGUCGUAAGUUCUACCAACGGAGAAUUGAAUGCCGAUGAUCCAACUGCUGGACAUUCGAACACACCCAUCACGCAGCAGCCGGAAGUGGAACUGGUCGAUGAAACAAAAUGUUGUUGUUUCUUUAAACGAAAGAAGAAGAAAUCGACCCGUCAAAAAUGACUAGAAGCAGUGCAAUGUAGUCCGGAACGUGAGGCAGUCAAGCUGCUACGUGCAACGUCACACUCAAACUCGCGCGACAGCGUGCUAAAUCCGAGUCAGGAUUACAUCCAGGCGUCGUCGCAGCCUACGAUCAGAUAUCCAUCCACCUCUGUACUGGCAUCGACACCGACAGCUCAGACGCCGACACUUCCAUUGUAAUUUAUUGCUAACUAUUACGAUACUAAUCCAGUUUAAUAAUUAAUUAAUUAUUAAAUUAUUUAUUAUAAUUUACCGCGCGGUGUUACAUCCCAACGUGUUGUUGUACCAACAAAAAAAAUUAACACACACACCACAAUCCAAAAAAAAAACACGCUAAUCGAAUGAAAACAAAACUUGAACAAACUCAACCCAACAACAAAAAAAAUCACUGGUAACAACAUCAUCUUCCCCGCUCAAUGAACGACAACAUCAAUGUGAAUGUGGUGGUACCGACUACGCCCCUCCCCGCGAAAACAAACACAAAAAAUGAACAAAUACACCAUUGAAACGUUGUGUAUCCAAUAACACUUUGUUUAUGAUGCGUGUGUGCGUGUGUGCCCGUGUGUUCACACUUCUACAACCCCCCCUCACACUUUGAUCGGAUCGGAUUGCGCCGUCUCGUCCCGUGCCCGCCCGCCGUGGUCCCGCCCUCCCCACAUCUUUUCGUCGCUACACAAUCGCUGGAAUCGCGUCGAAUAACAAAUAUUGCCAAAACCCUGAUACGAUAAAUCUUUCGAAAUCAUCUCGGAAUGCGUUUGACCUUUUGACUGAUAUGUAAUUAACGUGUGACUUUUGCAAAACAAUUUCUACUGCUACAACGACACUCACAACACAUCACAAAACUUAUCCCCUUUCUGGACCUUGCACCCGACUAUCGGAAUUCGCAAUAAAACAGUGACUUUGAUGAUGAUAUCGACUUUGACCCGGAUGACCUUACGAUCCUCUUGCACUUUUUCCGCAAACUCUGAGAUCAACUUCCGAUCCGGUCUUCCUCGAAAGUGGAAAGAGCGGAUCCGGCAGCCGACCUCCACUACUAUCAUCACUUCUACAUAAACUUCUACUACUACUCUUAUCACUACUAGUACUACACCCACUACUACAUGCUAUAUCAGUAGCUCUAGUACACCCACACAAUUACAAGACCACCAUAUCAGCGCAUUCUGCCACCAAUUUGAAUGAAUCACUGCUACUAGUUCUUCUACUACUACCACUUACAAGCCAUCACCAAAGUACAACACUGAAUACCAAAAAGAAAACAAAAACGAAAACCCCUAGCAGCAGACUUUCUUAGGCAAACUUUUUUCCGAGAAGACACGUAAACAUAUUUUCUACGAAACUAUUUUCCCCCUUACAAAUUCCUCUCUUUUAGUACUUUAUAACCAAUCUAGGCUAGAUAGCAAACAGCUGAGGCAAAUCGCUAGUUAAUAAAAGCAGGACAAAACUAAGAGAAAAAAAAACAACAAAUAAUCCCCCUCCUAGUUUAGCAAAACAGAACAAAAAUAUGUUGUGUAGCUUCUUCCAUCUCCCUCUGUCUUGAAAAACAACGACACUACUCUACUGUACUAUCUAACUAUCUAUUUCAUGCACACGCGCGUGCCCUUAGCUCCUUUUUGCUAGAUUGUAUGUCUUUCAAGCGAGUCGCUUGCCAGAAGAGCAGUACUAGAACACAUAACAGCGGGGCGCUAUUGGUUGAAAAAUUUGCUUCAGAGUACAGUGUUUAUGUUUUCCCGCCUGGAUUUGAGUACUUAAAUUUGAAAAACAUUAAAAAAACAACAAACAACGCCCCUCGAAAUGCGAAUGUUUUCUAGAUCACACCUCUUGUGCAAUCGAUUCACACCUACCUAUAAAAACCACCACACAUACACACAACAUUGCCCGUUGUUGCCCUCGGUGCAUCAUAUCAAAAGGUCCCACGUGUGAAGAAUUAUUGCGACGCGACCGCCCCACCGUCGGCUAUCUUUCGUCGUUUAACGUCGUCCGCAGCUGUGAGAAUUUGCUCGGGAAAUGGCCGAGUGGCUUUGAGAAUCUAUGGAAUUCGUCUAAGUGUUUGAUUUGUGAACAAAAAAUUAGUUCAUUCUAGUACUACGACAAUUUACAAAAAAUGUUAUGGUUGCAUAUUUUCCUUAAAACAAAUCUGAAUUUUUGUUUAUUCAAUCAAGUUUUUUAAUUCAACGAAAAACUGUUGUUUUAUUCUAGGGACUUUCAAAACUCUUGCCAUUUCCUAAGCAAAUCGGUCGAUCGGUAAUUGUCGUCGUGCUCUAUUUCAUGUGCUGCUUACGUUAGCUCACUAAUGUCCAGUGUCUCGUUAACAUUGGCAGCAGACUAAAAGUUGAAGCCCGCCCAAUCGACUCCCUGGUCCGACAUAAUUUUUCCUCCGUGUGGUUCCUCGGGUUCAUGAAUGAAACACUAAAAACGAGCUUAUCCAAUGACACUCAAAGAAAAUCGUGAACAUCUCAUCUGCUGCUUGUGUAAGAGAGAUUCUAAACGAGACGAAUGCAGGAAAACUAAUUUAGAAAUAAAGGAAAAAUUUUGACAUUUCGGACAAAAUCUAGAAUCAUCUAGUACUACUAUUAUCAUCAAUAAUCGUCGUCGAAAACACGCUUCUAAAAAGAUUUAUUUGUAUUCCGUUAGGUUGGAAGUCGCGUCGACCAACACAUUCAAUCGGGAGUGGGUAUAUGAAGUACUUUAUGAAUGCUAGUACUACACUUUUAAAACUUCCAAACAUGAGUCGUCUCCCCUAAAACAAACGAGUAGAUCUUCUGGUAUUUUCCUCAUCCUAGUGCCAGUGAGUUUUUAAAAAAUGUACUUUAAUCCGGACGUCGAAAUCCUUUUAGACAGUUUUUUAUUUUUCAAAAUAAAAAGGUACCAGAUUGAGUGCUUUGCACGCUUGAAGCCGAAAUUUUGGAUCGCGUGCUUGCUUCGAAAUGACAGGAGCCUACCAUUGAUGCAUUUAUCGUGUGCGAUGUAACUUUUCUCCCCCUUCAACAUUAAGUAGGUUCGAGCUCGCUUCGAAACUACCCACCGGGUCGCGAGUUGAUCUAGUACUACACUGGUAAAUCACAGACGGAAGAAAAAGCAAUAGGAAAAACCUAUUUGUAACGAAAAAAACAAACUAUGAAAAAAAAAACAAAAAAAAAAAGUACGGUCACACACACGUUGGAAACCAUUCUACUAUUGCAAUUCAAGUCAUUUCGUAAAUCAGGAAUUUUUGCGAGAAAGUAUGCAGAAGAGAGUAAGAGAUAAAAAGGUAGAAAGAGUGAGGCAGCAUUAGGUUUCUUUUUAAUGAGUUUGAAAACAAACACAGUUACUAAUCGCGUGUUCAGUAGUGCGGAAGACAAACCCACAAAAGCGAACGCGAACGUUUUUUUUCGUUUUCAGUACUCUGGAGGUACUAGUUUAAGGGUAGAACUGAAAAAGGUGUGAUCCCAUCAAAACGGACACGAAACAGACAGAGCGAAAGUGAGUGAGCGAGUGAGUGAGUGCCAAUUCCGGAUGCACGAAACUAUUGAAUGAAUGAAACUUCAGAACGAUUCACUGCGUUACGUGUUUGGAAGUUAUUUUCAUUUUGAUUUUUUUUUCGUUGCGAUUUCGUUGAUUUUUUGCGUACGUAUCAAAGGAAACUAAAGUAAUGGAACUAAGAAAAAAAAAACGAAAGGUUAGCAAAAAUGUAUAAAUAGGAAAAAAGAAGGAAACGAAAAGACGAUUAACGAACGUUGAAGCCAAAACUUGGAGCUGGAGAAGAAAUGAAGAAGAAGAAAAACAACUAUGAACGUAGUAGAAAGAGCAUCAAUCGCUAAAAACCGAAAGGACUUUGUUGAUUUUUUCUUUUCUUUUUUCGUUUAAUCUAAUUGUGAUAUAAAUAGUUUCUUUUUGUAUAGUGUAUAUUUUACCAUGUAUCAAAUAAGUGUAUUUAAACUAGCGCCAGGAAGCGAUACUAGAACAAGAAACAAGAGCGAGAGAGUUAGGAAGCGCGCGUAAGAGAAAGUGUGGAAACGAGUGUAUGAGAUAAGGGAAGGCGCAUAACAAAAUCGCAAGACAGUCAGAAGAGAGUGCGAGAGAAGAAAAAACACGCAAGUAAGCAAGAAAUAAAACUACUAGACAUUAGCAAAAAUGAGCAAAGA
This is a messenger RNA of Uranotaenia lowii, 5069 nucleotides long. RefSeq names its product casein kinase I (gene gish). The transcript has 8 exons. Gene Ontology annotation, biological process: peptidyl-serine phosphorylation; positive regulation of canonical Wnt signaling pathway; endocytosis. The annotation marks the transcript as partial. Gene Ontology annotation, molecular function: protein serine/threonine kinase activity; ATP binding. NCBI's taxonomy places the organism in Eukaryota, Metazoa, Arthropoda, Insecta, Diptera, Culicidae. Gene Ontology annotation, cellular component: cytoplasm; nucleus; plasma membrane. The record is from RefSeq and is a predicted model, not a curated record.